AUGUCGCUCGUGACUCGGAAGGCAGUGUACCCGUACGAGUACACAGAUAGUUGAAGCAGGUUGGAUGAAGAGAGACUACCGAGGAAGAGGGACUUUUAUAGCACGUUAAACGAGUCGGGAAUAAAGGAAGAGGAAUACACGCAUGCAAAGGAGGUCUGGGACCACUUCGGUUGCAAGACGUUGGGCGAGUACAGUGAUCUGUACUUGAAAAUCGACGUGUUGCUGCUGGCGGACGUCUUUGAAAAUUUUCGCGAUGUGUGCCUUAAGACAUACAACUUGGACGUGGCGUAUUAUUUUACUGCACCAGGAUUAAGUUUUGACGCGAUGUUGAAGUUUACCGGGAAAAAGUUGGAGCUGUUGAGUGAUUACGAUAUGUUAUUAAUGUAUGAGAAUGGUAUUCGUGGUGGAUUAGUGCAGGCAAGCAUGAGACAUGCCAAAGCCAAUAAUAUAAAGACCCCAGACUAUGACGAAACUAAGGAGAAAUCGUGGUUGAUAUACCAGGACUGUAAUAAUCUCUAUGGCUGGGCUAUGUGUCAGUAUAUUCCAUACGGUGACUUCAAUUGGGUUGAAUCCAACUUGAACGGACUGAGUGAGAUGUCACCAACGUCAGACAAAGGGCGAGUAUACGAAAUUGAUGUCUCAUACCCACAACAUUUACAUGAUAAACAUAAUGACCUGCCUUUACUGCCACAAAACGGUAUACCAUCAGGCUCAAAGGUGAAAAAAUUGAUGUCAACGUUUCAACAGAAGAAAAAUUAUAUUAUACAUUACCGGAAACUACAGCAGGCAAUUAAAAAUGGGUUAAUAGUUGAAAAAGUGCAUAGAGUUUUAGAAUUUAGCCAGUCUGCAUGGUUGGCGGAUUACAUUAACUUAAACACAGAGAUGAGGAAGAAGGCACAGAACGACUUUGAGAAAGACUUUUUCAAAUUAAUGAAUAAUGCGGUAUUUGGGAAGACUAUGCAAUCGAAAAGAAAGGAAAUGAAGAUGGAUUUGGUGUCGUGUGAGAGACGAUUACAAAAACUUAUUAAUAAGACAUCAUUUAAACAUGCUACCAACUAUAACGAAAACCUGAACGCGGUGGCACUAGAAAACAAAAUAAUCAAAUUUGAUAAGCCUAUAUAUAUUGGAUUUGCUGUUCUUGACAUUUCCAAGACGAAGAUGUACGAUUAUCACUACAACGUAAUGCAGAAGCACUAUGGUGAUAAUAUCAAACUUAUGUAUACUGAUACUGAUUCGUUGGUAUACCAUAUUAAAACUGAAGAUUUUUACAAAGACUUGAUUGAGAAUCCCAACUUGAUGGAUAGAUUAGACACGUCGGACUUGCCUCCUAUCCAUCCGUGCUACACUACAGCUAGGAAGAAGGUGCCCGGGUUUUUCUCUGAUGAAGCAAAAGGACAUAUAAUGACAGAGUUUUGUGCACUACGUGCAAAAUCAUACGCGUACAACAUAUAUACAGGAGAAGAGGAUGUGGUGAGAGAGCAGAUCAAGGCGAAGGGUGUAAGACAGCAUGUGGUUAAAAACCAUAUGACGUUGGAGGAUCAUGUUAAGUGUUUGUUCAGAGAUGAAAGUCUUGAUAAAUAUACAGAAAAUGUAUCCAUUCGCUCAUUCAAACACCAGCUAAUUACAAUCAAAACAAACAAAUUGACAUACAACAACUACGAUGACAAAAGAGUGGUGCUAGACGAUAAAAUACCUACACUGGCUCAUGGUCAUUAUAGUUUAGAGGAUGAUAACGAGCAGAUUGUUGAUUGGCCAGAUCAUGAGUUUACUGUAGACGUUGCUGGGCGUAUGUGGGAGGAAUCGGAUAAAGAUUUAAUGAGAUUACUUCUAAGGGAAUGCAUGUCAAAAUAAUUAAAUACUAUGUUUUUUUUUUGUUAUGUAUUGUAA
Molecule: messenger RNA, 1887 nt
Organism: Rhopalosiphum maidis (corn leaf aphid)
Lineage: Eukaryota; Metazoa; Arthropoda; Insecta; Hemiptera; Aphididae
Exons: 8
Source: RefSeq, a predicted model, not a curated record